Molecule: messenger RNA, 1298 nt
Organism: Arvicola amphibius (Eurasian water vole)
Lineage: Eukaryota; Metazoa; Chordata; Mammalia; Rodentia; Cricetidae
Gene: Fbxl2
Product: F-box and leucine rich repeat protein 2
Exons: 15
Coding region: 27-1298 (423 amino acids)
Biological process (GO): SCF-dependent proteasomal ubiquitin-dependent protein catabolic process
Cellular component (GO): SCF ubiquitin ligase complex
Molecular function (GO): protein binding
Source: RefSeq, a predicted model, not a curated record
UCCGGGCUGUGGGCGCGCUCGCGGCCAUGGUUUUCUCAAACAAUGAUGAUGGCCUUAUCAACAAAAAGUUACCCAAGGAGCUGCUCUUAAGAAUUUUCUCCUUCUUGGACAUAGUAACUCUUUGUCGAUGUGCACAGAUUUCCAAGGCGUGGAACAUCUUAGCCCUGGAUGGAAGCAACUGGCAGAGAAUAGACCUUUUUAACUUCCAAACAGAUGUAGAGGGCCGAGUUGUGGAAAACAUCUCCAAGAGGUGCGGUGGCUUCCUCAGGAAACUCAGCUUGCGGGGUUGCAUCGGCGUUGGGGACUCCUCCUUGAAGACCUUUGCACAGAACUGCCGAAACAUUGAACAUUUAAACCUCAAUGGCUGCACAAAAAUCACUGACAGCACGUGUUACAGCCUUAGCAGAUUCUGUUCCAAGCUGAAACACCUGGAUCUCACGUCCUGCGUGUCUGUCACCAACAGCUCCUUAAAGGCGAUCAGCGAUGGUUGCCGGAACCUGGAGUAUCUGAACCUCUCCUGGUGCGACCAGAUCACGAAGGAAGGCAUCGAGGCGCUGGUGCGGGGGUGCAGGGGCCUGAAAGCCCUUCUUCUGAGGGGUUGCACUCAGUUAGAGGACGAAGCUCUGAAACACAUUCAGCACCACUGCCACGAGCUCGUCAGUCUCAACCUGCAGUCCUGCUCACGCAUCACUGAUGAGGGCGUGGUGCAGAUCUGCAGGGGCUGCCACCGGCUGCAGGCCUUGUGCCUCUCUGGUUGUAGUAAUCUCACGGAUGCAUCUCUCACGGCCCUGGGCCUGAACUGCCCCAGACUGCAGAUUUUGGAGGCUGCUCGAUGCUCCCAUUUGACUGAUGCAGGCUUUACACUCCUAGCUCGGAACUGUCAUGAGCUAGAGAAGAUGGACCUUGAAGAAUGUGUCCUGAUCACUGACAGCACCCUCAUCCAGCUCUCCAUCCACUGUCCCAAGCUACAAGCCCUGAGUUUGUCCCACUGUGAGCUCAUCACAGAUGAAGGGAUCCUACACCUGAGCAGCAGCACAUGUGGGCACGAGAGACUGCGGGUACUGGAGCUGGACAACUGCCUCCUUGUCACGGAUGCUGCACUGGAGCACCUGGAGAACUGCCGUGGCUUAGAGCGGCUGGAGCUGUACGACUGCCAGCAGGUCACCCGUGCAGGCAUCAAGCGCAUGCGGGCUCAGCUUCCUCAUGUCAAAGUCCAUGCCUACUUUGCUCCAGUCACCCCUCCACCAGCAGUGGCAGGAAGUGGACAUCGACUGUGCAGGUGCUGUGUCAUACUCUGA